AUGGAAGCAGUUCCUGCUUGCCAGCCCGCUUGUCAACCUGCCUGUGAGCCAUCCUGUGUGCAGCAGAUCCAACCGGUACUCUCGGUCCAACCUCAGUGCGCUCCCCAGUGUAUGCCUGCUUGUGAACCUCAAUGCAUCCAGAAGGUCCCAGCUCUAAUCCCAUCUUGUCCGCCAUCUUGCCAACCAGCGUGUGAACCAUCUUGUGUCCAGCAGUUGAUUCAACCAGUAGUUUUGGCACAACCGCAAUGUGCUUCGCAGUGCAUGCCUGCCUGCGAACCUGUUUGCAUUCAAAAGGCCCCAGCAGUCUCCGUUUGCCAACCUGCUUGUCAACCUUCCUGCGAACCAUCCUGUGUGCAGCAGAUCCAACAGGUAGCCUCGGCACAACCUCCAUGCGCUCCCCAGUGUAUGCCUUCUUGUGAACCUCAAUGUAUCCAGAAGAUGGUAUCCGCAGUCCCGUCUUGCCAGUCAGCUUGCCAACCAGCUUGUGAGCCGUCGUGUGUACAACCGGUGCCGCUUAACGCCCAAUGCGCUACUCAGUGCAUGCCAGCCUGUGAACCCGUCUGUGUCCAGAAGGCCGUGACGACUCCUGCAUGUCAGCCACAAUGCCAGCCUGUAUGCGAGCCAACUUGCAUACAAAACGUAGUUCAAGCGGUAUCGGUUCAGCCACAACUUCAAUGUGUCUCACAAUGUAUGCCAGCUUGUGAGCCUAGCUGCGUACAAAUGGCCCAAGUCCCUAUUCCUCAACCUCAAUGUAGCCCGUCUUGCAUGCCAGCAUGUGCACCUUCUUGUGUUGCAGCGGUACGUAACUCUUAAUA
This is a messenger RNA of Strongylus vulgaris, 815 nucleotides long. The record is from the annotation of a GenBank genome assembly. Lineage: Eukaryota; Metazoa; Nematoda; Chromadorea; Rhabditida; Strongylidae.